This is a messenger RNA of Panonychus citri (citrus red mite), 1703 nucleotides long. RefSeq lists its product as uncharacterized. The record is from RefSeq and is a predicted model, not a curated record. NCBI's taxonomy places the organism in Eukaryota, Metazoa, Arthropoda, Arachnida, Trombidiformes, Tetranychidae. The coding region runs from base 1 to 1038 and encodes 345 amino acids. The transcript is spliced from 3 exons.
AUGAGAGGAUUGCAAGACGAUUUAUUGUCGCUAACAAUUAACUUAAUCAACUUCAUCUCUUUCAACAAGUUUUAUUCAAAACAUCAACCAGAAGAUUUGAUUGCUGCGCUAACGAACCUUAAAUCGUUCGAGGAAUCAAAGUUUAUUAUAAAAAAAACAACGAAAAAUAAAUAUCAACGUUUAGUUUGUUAUCUUCUAGUUGGAGUUAAUUUUAUCUCAAUCUCUCGUUGGUUAAUUCUUGGGAUAACCAACAAUCAAUAUCUACAAUUUAUUCUUGGUGAUUAUUUCGCAAAAUCUGAUGAACGAGUGUUUCUCAAUUGCCUUUGCUUUAUAGCCGCUAAAUUAGUUCUCGCGAUUAACAUUUACAAUAUUAUUCUCAACAAUUAUAUCGACUCACCUUUUAUCGAAGUUCUGGAAAACUAUGUUUCAGGUAUUCGAAACUCGAAGAAAGUCUUUUUCCUGUCACCUCAGUUCGAAAAACUUUUCAGAACUUGGUUUAUAUUCGGAGUAACCAAAAUACCCUUUUUCGCUCAUAGUUUCAUUCAUCUGUUCACAAUAAGCCACUUUGCAACCGCUUAUACGGUCACUUCAGAUCUCGAGUCACUUCUCAUCCAAUUUGCAUUCGUUUUCGUCGUUUUUUAUUUUUUACACUUCAGUAUAAUUCAUGGCUUUUGGCUCUUUAUUCAUUUCAUCAUUACUGUUUCAUUCACAUAUUAUCAAUUAAGCUCAUUCUCUACUCGUUCAUAUAUUGAGUCAAAUUGUUUCAAAAAUCAAUAUCAUUUUCUUAACGAAUUACAAAAGUUCAACAAUUGGCUCGAUUCGUUCAAUAAGCAAAUUCGCUUACCGACUCUUGUCCUUUUCUCUUAUAUAACUUGUCUAAUCACUUUGGUCAUUUUUUAUGCUUCGCAACAUCAUUUCUCCAUCAUUUGGAUGAAUUAUCUGUUUCGAGUUGUAAGCGUUUUCUUUUUUGUUACUAAUUCAUAUUUUAAUUAUCUCUUCUCAUUCGUCUCCAAAUGUGUUAGUACUAUUUCAAUCUAAUAUUAUAAGUACAGUUUAUCGAAUCAAUCAUCGAUGAAAAUAAUAUUCACUUGUAAUUUGCAGGGUGGAAAAAUUCAUUUGAUGAUUUAUAACAUUUCAACAGCCAACGAUCUGGACAUUAGAUUGAAGUUGAAGAGACUCGAAGUUUUAGAUCGAUUAGCUUAUCGAAAAAUUGGUUUAUACAUGAACGACAGCAUUUUGAUCUGCAACCAUUUUGUAGUAAUCUACUUAAUGGAAUCAAUUGGAUUAUAUUUACUUAUGUGCGCAAACUUUAACCGUUUCACCACAAAUUAUUGACGGAAGAUCCAUUCUCGGGAUUUAAAAUCGCCAUCAGAAUUAUCUCUGAGCUUUUCAUAUCGUUCUUUUCAAAUCUCAAAUAUUUUAUUUCAUUAUGGUAACCUUCAAAUAACCUCUAAAUUUUUUCGUUAGACAAUAAUCUUUAGCAAGCUUAGAGUUAGAGCUUAGUACCAAGCAAGAUCUUAAGGUCAUGAAGGUCGCGAAUAAGGUGAUGAUGGUUAGUUUUGUUAUCUGGAUUGAUUAAACUGUUUUCUUGAGAAAGGAUUAUCCAAAACAUAUCUUAUCAAACCUUAUUUUGUAACCAUUAUCAUCACUUUACUCUGACCCAACUGACCAUUGGUCAAAGAUAAGAUGAGGAUGAUGAAAAA